GCCAAUGAGCCGCCCACAGGACGGGCUUGGCCAACCAAAUAAGUGCGAGGAACACUGCAUUGCUGCAAAAAAAUAACUAUAAAAAAAAGACGAAUCAUUUACGGCAGCUGCCGGCGCCUAAAACCCAAGCACAGCAAUAAGGUGUUGCGAGUGGACGGACGCCAUCUUCCUCCCGCCAUCAAAAGUUUUGUUACUACGAAAAUGUUAAGCUGCAAGAAGUCCUUACUAUCUCAAGUCAUCAAGAGAAAGACAAAGAAGAACAAAAGGAAGAAGAUGAAGAACAAUGAAGAGAUCUCUUUCAGUACCCAGAACUCUGAUCUAGAGAAACAAGAAUCCUUAGAGGGAGAAGAAGAAAGAGAAGAAGGAUUCGACUUGAAAAGCUCUGCUCCUUCACACAGUCAUGGUGUCCAGCCAUUAGGAAACUUCUUCCUUAGUACAUCACCUUGCAACUCCAGAAAUACAGGCCUGGGUAAUCUUCGAAUCCUGACAGAUGAACUUGUUCUUGAUAUUUUAGGGUUUCUUGAUGGUACCCAUUUAGGUGUUUUAGCUACAGUGAGCAGGUCUUUCUAUAUUUUUUGUAACCAUGAACCUCUUUGGAGGAAUCUUGUUUUGGAAAAUUUCAAGGGAGGGUUUUCCUUUAAUGGGUCUUGGAAAUCUACUUACGUUUCUGCACACAGGCCUUUGUCUUCUGCGUUGAUUAACUGUUCGUCGGGUUUAAAAGUGAGGGAUUUUUAUUCCGAUUAUCUCUUCCAAAGUUGGCUCUGUGCGAACCUUGAAAUGAAACCGGAAUGGCUCGAAAGGGAUAAUAUUGAGCGAAGGAGAGGGAUUUCAGUGGAGGAGUUUAUACUGAACUUUGAAGAACCAAAUAAACCAGUUUUGUUGGAAGGUUGCCUCGAGAAUUGGGCUGCUAUGAAGAAGUGGGGCAGGGAUUAUCUAAUUCGGGUUUCCAAGGAUUUUGAGUUUUCAGUUGGGCCAGUUAAUAUGAAGCUUGAGGAUUAUUUUAGGUAUGCAGAUGGGGCGAAAGAGGAAAGGCCAUUGUAUCUCUUCGACCCAAAGUUUGCAGAGAAGGUACCUGAACUAGGUUCUGAUUAUGAAGUUCCCGUGUACUUCAGAGAGGAUUUAUUUUCUGUUUUGGGUAGUGAGAGACCGGAUUACAAAUGGAUUAUAAUUGGACCUGUUGGGUCGGGUUCUUCAUUCCACAUUGAUCCAAAUUCAACAUCAGCUUGGAAUGCAAUCGUCAAGGGAUCCAAAAAAUGGAUCUUGUUUCCACCAGAUGUAGUGCCACCAGGAGUCCAUCCAAGCCCUGAUGGUGCAGAAGUGGCAUGCCCUGUUUCAAUAAUUGAGUGGUUCAUGAACUUCUAUGGUGCCACUAAGAAUUGGAAGAAGAGGCCCGUUGAGUGUGUGUGCAAAGUAGGGGAGGUGAUCUUUGUGCCUAAUGGAUGGUGGCAUUUGGUGAUCAACCUUGAGGAAUCUAUUGCCAUCACACAGAAUUAUGUUAGUAGGAGGAAUCUAUUGAAUGUUUUGGAUUUUCUCAAGAAGCCAAAUGCAAAUGACCUCGUAUCUGGAACAAGAGACAGGGUAACUUUGUACGAUAAGUUUAGGAGUGCCAUUGAAGCUUCAUUUCCUGGGACUAUUGACCAGUUGGUAUUGAAAACUGAAGAGAAGGCAGCUAAGCAGAAAAAACUGUCAUUCUGGGAUUCUGUGACAGAUUCCAAAGUGGGUGCAUUCAAAUUUUCUUUCUGAACCCACACAUUUUUAGGCGAAACCAAAGGACUGGGAAAGGAACUAAAUUAUGGAGCCUACCCUUUUAUGAAGGAUUGGACACCUAACACAAUUCAUGUAGAGUUGAUCAUAAUUCCCCUUUAUUUUUGAUAAAAAAUAACUCUCCUUUAUUCAUUGUUGAACGUUGAGAGAGGUAAAGUCAACCCAGAUUUUUGAUACUGAUCUUUUGUUUUACUUUAUUAUAAUCCCAUAAUUUUUAUGGUUUGAUUA
Messenger RNA from Nelumbo nucifera (sacred lotus), 1992 nucleotides. Its product is annotated as transferring glycosyl group transferase. The record is from RefSeq and is a predicted model, not a curated record. Gene Ontology annotation, molecular function: protein binding; cis-regulatory region sequence-specific DNA binding. Gene Ontology annotation, cellular component: nucleus. NCBI's taxonomy places the organism in Eukaryota, Viridiplantae, Streptophyta, Magnoliopsida, Proteales, Nelumbonaceae.